Messenger RNA from Salvia splendens (bonfire salvia), 918 nucleotides. RefSeq names its product enoyl-CoA delta isomerase 1, peroxisomal. The transcript is spliced from 2 exons. Lineage: Eukaryota; Viridiplantae; Streptophyta; Magnoliopsida; Lamiales; Lamiaceae. Gene Ontology annotation, molecular function: delta(3)-delta(2)-enoyl-CoA isomerase activity. Gene Ontology annotation, biological process: fatty acid beta-oxidation. Gene Ontology annotation, cellular component: peroxisome. The record is from RefSeq and is a predicted model, not a curated record. The coding region runs from base 97 to 891 and encodes 264 amino acids.
UACCUAUUUCAUAAGUUGUUGAGACAAAAACAAAAUCCUCAAAUUUAAAACCUCACAUCUUCAAUUUGAGUCCGUACGUAAACUAGAGGUGGUGCAAUGUGCAGUUUGGAGAAACGCGGCGAUGUUUUCAUCCUCACAAUCACCGGCGAGACGGACCACCGCCUCAACCCCGAGCUCCUCGACUCCAUCACGGCGGCGGUCGCUCAAGUCAAGUCGGAGUCGACGCCCUCGACCGCCCUCAUCACCACUGCUCAGGGAAAAUUCUUCUCCAACGGCUACGACCAGGCCUGGGCCCUAGCCGACCCGACCCGGCCCAAGAUCAUCUCCAAGAAGCUCCGUCUCUUGGUGGAGGACCUAAUCUCCCUCCCCAUGCCCACAAUUGCCGCCGUCAACGGCCACGCCUCCGCCGCCGGCUUCAUCCUCGCCCUCACCCACGACUACCUCCUCAUGCGCAGGGAUAGAGGCUAUCUCUACAUGAGCGAGCUCGACAUCGGCUACCCGAUUCCGCGGUGGUUCGUGCAGCUCGUGAAGAGCAAGGUCGGGUCUCCGAAGAUCUGGCGGAGCGUGGUGAUGGCGGCGGCGAAGAUCACGGCGGAGAUGGGGGUGGAGUGGGGGAUCGUGGACUCGGCCCACGACGGCGCUGAGGCGACGGUAGAGGCGGCGGUGAAGCUGGGGACGGAGUUGGUGGGCAGGAAGUGGGGUGGGGAGGUGUACGCCGCCAAUCGGAGAGUCGUGCUUGCUGACGUGUUGGCGGUGCUUGGCUCCGAUGAGACUGUCAUUUUCUCUUCAAUUUUUAUGUAUGCAGUAUUUGUGAAUACGAAGAUAAAAUUUGUGACAGUAUACGACUUGUUAAGAUAUUUUAUUGAUGACGGAACUACUACUACAUUUUAAUGGACAAAGCAUGUUCAAGAAUACUAA